Mycena citricolor is the source of this 378-nucleotide messenger RNA. NCBI's taxonomy places the organism in Eukaryota, Fungi, Basidiomycota, Agaricomycetes, Agaricales, Mycenaceae. The record is from the annotation of a GenBank genome assembly.
GGCCCACGCGAGUGCGUGCGUCUCUAUCUCGACCGGAGGAUGCAUUGCUUCCGAUUUGAUGGCGUCGUCCAUGCUUUGCGACUCUGUAUGGGUGUCUUCACGUGCAGGACGCUCGGCAGAGGCAUCGGCGUUCGUCGCAAGAGAUUCGGCCGGCUUCUCGGGGUCUGCCACAGCGAUUCUCUUUCGAAAGACGGCCUUGAAAACAGCCACUGCCCUCCGGAUAUAGGCCCUCAGCGCGUGUCCCCAGCUCUGAUUCAGCCACCACAGGAUUCGCGUGAGUGGCGUCUGACGGACACGAACAGGAACAGCAGAGCGCAUGUCAUGCCCAUGAUGAUGACGUUGAUGGGCACGAGAAAUGCCACCAGACCCGCAAAGAAC